This is a messenger RNA of Eimeria necatrix, 5685 nucleotides long. RefSeq names its product DNA-directed RNA polymerase II largest subunit, putative. NCBI's taxonomy places the organism in Eukaryota, Apicomplexa, Conoidasida, Eucoccidiorida, Eimeriidae. The record is from RefSeq and is a predicted model, not a curated record. The transcript has 12 exons. Gene Ontology annotation, cellular component: RNA polymerase II, core complex. Gene Ontology annotation, molecular function: DNA binding. Gene Ontology annotation, biological process: DNA-templated transcription. The coding region runs from base 1 to 5685 and encodes 1894 amino acids.
AUGGCGACACUCUCUCUGGCCACGCCGUAUUCCCCUUGCCCGUAUAAGCGGGUUGGGGCGAUUCAAUUCGGAGUGCUGAGCGCCGAGCAGAUCCAGCGCAUGUCUGUAUGCGAAAUAACGAGCGCGGAGCUCUAUGAACAGGGGCUGCCAAAGGCAAACGGUCUAAAUGACCUCCGUCUCGGCACCUUGGAUUAUCGGCUGAAAUGUCAGACCUGCUUCAUGGAUGUCAAGAACUGCCCAGGCCACUUUGGCCACCUCAACCUCGUCAAGCCCGUAUACCACUACGGCUUCAUAGGGGCAGUUUUGCGCGUACUCCGUUGCGUCUGCUGCUCAUGCGGUCGCCUUCUUGUCUCCCGCAACGAUCCCAGACUUCAGGCAGCAGCGCAAGUAAAGGCUCCUGCGAAACGGCUGAAGAGGCUGGUGGACCUAUGCGCGGGGAGGAGGAGGUGUGACAUGGAAGAUGAUAUGUCGGAGGAGUCUGCGGGCGUGGGUGGUGGCUGCGGCUGUCUGCAGCCACGCUACUUUAAAGAAGGGCCUAACCUGAUGGUGGCAUUUCCAGAGAAGAAGGGGGGUGCGGAAGGAGACGAAGAGGCCCCUGAGGACCUGCGACGUGUAUUGGUCCCUGAGGAGGCGCUUGCUAUCAUUAAGAGGGUGCCCGAACAAGACAUACGUUUGCUGGGCUUCGACCCUGAGAGAGCUCAUCCGGCGUCCUUUAUUCUCAGCACUCUACCCAUUCCCCCACCGGCAGUCCGCCCCAGUGUGCAAAACGGGAACACCAGGAGCGAAGAUGACUUGACGCUGAAACUUGUAGACAUUGUCAAGACAAACGCUUCGCUCAAAAGACAGGGAGACUCAGUACCUUCGGCUGUUCUGCAGGAAAUGAAUCUGCUGCUGCAGUACCACGUUACCACCUUUUUCGAUAAUGACAUUCCUGGGGUCCCAGUAGCGACUACGCGCUCCAAGAAACCCAUCAAGGCUCUUCGGUCACGACUUAAAGGGAAGGAGGGCCGACUGAGAGGGAACCUGAUGGGCAAGCGCGUCGACUUCUCCGCGAGAACUGUUAUUACUGGCGACCCGAAUCUACCUAUCGACGUCGUGGGUGUGCCCAAGAGCAUCGCGAUGACCUUGACCUAUCCAGAAUUUGUGACGCAUUUGAACAUCAACAAAUUAAAGGAACUGGUGAAGAAAGGGCCAUUAGAGUGGCCGGGAGCAAAAUAUGUCAUUAGAGAAGAUGGGACGAGGUUUGAUUUGCGGCAUGCAAAGAAAGGAGGGGAGGUGGCGCUCGAGGUUGGGUACCGCGUCGAGCGGCACAUGCAAGACGGAGACUACGUGCUAUUCAACCGUCAGCCCUCUCUGCACAAGAUGUCCAUUAUGGGACACCGGGUGCGGGUACUGCCGUACUCGACUUUUCGUUUGAAUCUGUCGGUCACUUCACCGUACAACGCAGACUUUGAUGGGGAUGAAAUGAAUCUGCACUUGGCACAAAGCGAAGAGACAAGAGCAGAAAUAAAGCAUCUCAUGCUUGUACCCAAACAGAUUGUUUCACCCCAAGGAAACAAACCCGUCAUGGGAAUCGUGCAGGAUUCCCUAUUGGCCGUCAGCAAGUUCACUCGCCGCGAUACGUUUUUGACGCGCCCAAUGGUGUUCGACUUGCUGCUUCAAAUCCCAUAUUGGGAUGGCAUUGUCCCUUCCCCGGCAAUCCUCUGUCCCGAACCGCUGUGGACGGGCAAGCAGUUGUUUUCUUUGCUGCUUUGCUUCAACACGAGCACAGGUGGUGGCGGUGCCAAUACGCGGAUGCGGAUCAACAUGAUGAGGGAUGUAGGCGGGCUCGUGGACCGGAAAAAGGAGAACUUGUUUGUUUCAGAACGGGACGAAAGGGUUAUUAUUCGCCAAGGGGAGCUUCUUGCGGGAAAGAUUUGCAAGAAGACCGUGGGAUCUUCCAGCGGCUCCCUUAUUCAUCUUCUUUGGAACGAAGCGGGGCCUGAGCGUACCAAAGACUUCUUGGGGGCACUUCAGAAACUGGUGAAUUUUUGGCUGUUGCACCAGGGAUUCACGGUGGGCUGCAGCGAUAUCAUUACUUCCCAGGAGACGUGCAAGAAGGUUGAGGAGAUCUUGAAAGAGGCUAAAGACGAAGUAGCUCACUUAACGCGUCUUGCUCACCAGGGAAGGCUGGAAGCUCAACCGGGUAAAAGUCUGCGUGAAAGUUUUGAAGCACGUGUCAACAAAGAACUCAACGCCGCCAGAGAGAAAUCCGGGAAAAUCGCAUCGGAACAGCUUGAUGAAUCCAACAACAUCAUGGCAAUGGUGCUAGCUGGAUCUAAGGGGAGCACGAUUAACAUAUCUCAAAUUAUGGCAUGCGUGGGUCAGCAGAACGUGGAGGGAAAGCGUAUUCCUUUCGGCUUCAAUAAUCGGUCACUGCCGCAUUUCAGCAAAUUCGACUACUCUCCUGAAAGCAGAGGCUUUGUCGAGCACAGCUAUCUCACAGGACUACUGCCACAGGAGCUGUUCUUUCACGCCAUGGGUGGUAGAGAAGGUAUCAUUGAUACUGCCUGCAAGACUUCAGAAACUGGGUACAUCCAGCGCCGGUUGAUGAAAGCAAUGGAGGACGUGAAAGUAAGUUACGACAGAACCGUGCGUAACAGCGCUCAGGAGGUUUUACAGUUUUUGUAUGGUGAGGAUGGCAUGAGUGGCGAGUUCGUUGAAGACCAAGUUAUAGAGUUGAUGCAAAUGGAUUCGGAGAAGAUAAGGCGCGUGUACAAGCAUCAUUUUGAUCAGGAAAGCUAUGGAAAGGGAUGGAUUUUAGAUGAGGAGCUGCGCACUCGCUUGUCCGUCGAUUUCGCGGCCCAGCAGGUCCUAGAAGAUGAGUUUGAAACUAUAAAAGAAGAUAAAUUACGGCUCUGCAAGACGAUUUUCCCAGAUGGGGAAGUCAAGCAGCACAUUCCAAUCAACAUCAUGAGACUAGUCGAAUUCGCAAAGGCACAGUUCCCAGCCUCUGUGGAGCAGCUGCGGAAGCAGGACCCUGUUGCGAUCGCAAAGAGCGUGCAGGAGUUGCUGAACGAGAAGCUUGUUGUCGUCAAACAAACGUGCAAGGCGGAUACCAUCUCAGCAGAGGUGCAGGAGAACGCCACAAUCUUUAUGAAGGCACACCUGAGGACCGUUCUCAACUCCAGGCGUCUACUUGAAAGGGAACAGCUUGGGGCGAAGGCUGUCCACUGGUUGCUAGGUGAAGUGGAGCGUCAGUUUCACCGUUCUCUAGCUCACGCUGGGGAAUGUGUAGGAGCCAUUGCUGCCCAGUCUAUUGGAGAACCUGCCACGCAAAUGACGCUGAACACUUUUCACUUUGCGGGUGUCGGUUCUAAGAACGUAACGCUAGGUGUGCCUCGGCUGAAGGAACUGAUAAAUGUCGCGAAAACCGUCAAGACACCUAGUUUGACGGUCUACCUUCUCGACGAAGGCGCCUAUGACCAGGAGAGAGCCAAAGACGUGCAGACACACUUGGAGCACACGACGCUGGAGAAGGUUUGCACGAUGGCACAAGUCAUUUAUGACCCUGAUCCCACGAAGACGAUCGUGCCACAAGACAAGCAGUGGGUGUCGGAUUACUACGAGUUCCCGGAUGACGAAGAAUUACCUCAGAGUCUAGGCAGGUGGCUGUUGAGGGUGCAACUGGAUUCGAAGGUGAUGAUUGACAAGAAGCUUACGAUGAAGGAAAUAGGUGAAACCAUAUACAGAGAAUUCGACAAUGAUGAGCUGGAUUGCAUCUGGACGGAUGACAACUCUGACGAGCUGGUGUUGAGGAUACGCAUCAAAAAGCACGGGCAAGAACAAGACCCAAACAGUGACGACCAGUCCUCGGAAAUCGAAAAUAGGUUCCUCCAGAAACUCAUGCUGCACUGUCUCGUUGGCAUUACUCUAAGGGGGGUCAGCCGCAUUACCAAGGUGUACAUGCGGGAGGAGGCGAGGACACUGUAUAACGAAACAACUGGAAAGUUCGAGCGCGUUAACAACUGGGUACUGGACACUGAUGGGUGCAACCUGGACGAGGUUCUGACGUGUCCCCGCGUCGACUCAACACGCACGACCAGCAACGACAUAACGGAGAUCUUCGACGUGCUGGGCAUUGAGGCUGUGCGCCGUGCGCUUCUGAGGGAACUCAGGGCUGUCAUAUCUUUUGACGGGAGCUACGUGAACUACCGUCAUCUGGCGAUAUUGUGCGACACGAUGACACAAAAGGGCUACCUCAUGAGCAUCACUCGACACGGAAUCAACAGGGUCGAGAAGGGGCCCCUGAAGAAGUGCUCAUUCGAGGAAACGGUGGAAAUCUUGAUGGAGGCGGCAGUGUUUGCGGAAACUGAUCAUCUGAGAGGAGUGACGGAGAACAUCAUGCUAGGUCAGCUGUGCCCCUUGGGGACAGGAGAUGUUGACUUGCUCAUAGAUGAAGAGAAACUGAAAGACGCACACAGAGCUGUAGAGCCGCAACAAGAUCUAGCCCUUGAGGGUUUAGCCUCACCUGGCGGGGCUGACGGCAUGUCGCCCGACGGUUCCGGCACGCCGUCGCCGCACAACGUGACUUCGGUCUUUUCGCCAAUGCCAUUCUCAACUGUAUAUUCUUCCUUCGCGCAAUCUCCAUCGAACCCUCUCUCCCCCACUUCUCCGUCAGCAGCUGAUGGUCGCCUCAUUGACACCCAAGCACUGGGCGGAAAAUUCUCACCGCCUCAGCAGACACCUCGUUCCCCUACAUCCCCCAUGUCUCCUCUUUCUUGCUUUUCUCCACGCGAGGCACAGAAUCCCAUGUCGCCUAUAGGCCAGGGUUACUUUUCGCCGGCGUCUCCAGUCGUUGGGGGUGCGAUAGAAACGUUCUCCCCGUCUUACUCCCCGUCUUCUCCUCUUCAGAGUCCGUACUACCAACCGAACACCAGGGAUGCAGAUGGUGCGGGUAACGUAGCAUCUCCGUCUUACAGCGCUUCAUAUUCUCCAACAUCCCCAACUUUUUCACCGGCCUACUCACCAUCCUCUCCGGCCUCGUACUCGCCCACAUCGCCUGUCUAUUCGGCCGUGGGCAUGAACCCUACCUCCCCUCUUGUAGGUGCCCCACUAGCCCCAUUUUCUCCGAACCAGAAUGUCGCUUCUCCGUCGUAUUCGCCCACUUCGCCGGCAUACUCGCCAACGUCUCCUUCGUACUCCCCCACCUCACCUGUCGCGGACCCCGUCUCCCCCACCUCGCCUGCCUACUCACCCACUUCCCCACGCUACUCUCCCACAUCCCCCCGUUAUUCUCCAACCUCGCCGGUGUACUCCCCACAGUCGGGGGGAUACAGCAACCUUACUCAGUGCAGUCGCCACGCUACUCACCUACCUCGCCUGUUGCGUACUCUCCCACGUCUCCGGUGGCCGGAGUUGCAUCUCCUUCUUACGGCGAGGGCGCACAGGAGUACUCGCCUACUUCUCCAGCGUAUGAGCCUGCAGAUCCUUUUUCUCCGAAUCCAUUCGCGACUGAGGUCGCUCAAGACGUGGAAGUCACAGAGGAAAACGCAGAGGGUUCACCUGAAACUGGGUCAGGUGGGGCGGUUUCGUAGGCUCCAUAUAUGUGGAACCGGUUCCACAAGAGAUAUCCAAAGGAGCACAGUGGCAUGCCCAACGUUUCGCUAUUCACUGGAACAGUCGGAUAGGGGCAGCGUAAAGUGA